Messenger RNA from Pseudophryne corroboree (corroboree frog), 1986 nucleotides. RefSeq names its product AT-rich interactive domain-containing protein 4A-like. Gene Ontology annotation, biological process: regulation of transcription by RNA polymerase II. Gene Ontology annotation, cellular component: nucleus. Lineage: Eukaryota; Metazoa; Chordata; Amphibia; Anura; Myobatrachidae. The record is from RefSeq and is a predicted model, not a curated record. Bases 1 to 1830 code for a protein of 609 amino acids. The transcript is spliced from 7 exons. Gene Ontology annotation, molecular function: transcription cis-regulatory region binding.
AUGCGGAUGAACAGAAACACAGCCAUAUUCAUGGUCAGUCCUAAGGAUGGCAGAAUAAAGACAAAAAUUAAAAAGAAGGAUAGCGAAAUGAAGAUGAAAGAGAAGCAGAAAUUGAGGCCUCAAGUAAAGUCCACUCUCCAGUCUGACGAGGCUUGUUUCUUAUCCAAGACUCCUAGCAGUGAGGGUAAGGCCUCUAGUAAACAUAUGACAUCCAGCAUGCCUGAUAAUGCCGCUUUAUCAAAUGGAUUCAAAGAUUCUGCAACAUCUGAGCAAGAAACAGCAAAAGUUGUUUCUGCUCCUAAAGAUCAGGAAUCCAGCCUGGUAAAACCAGCUCAGACCUUACAGCAAGAAGUGGAAAAAAGUGAACAAAUUGUUCCAUUUUAUGGGAUGCAAACAGAAGUAAUUUUAGAUAUAAAAGAGGCCAAUAAUAUGCCAAAGCCUAAGAGAAGGAGAAGAAAAGCAAAAGAAUCUACUCUUGAGAACACAAAAAUUCUGCCAGUACUUCAGGAAGAUAAUUUGGUGGAACCUAAAGUAGAACCUGAGGCAUUAGACUUUGAACCAUUUGCUUCUUUACAGACUAAGGAGUUACUCUUUGCUCCUAUGGAAGUGGAUCUUCUAAGUGUUCCACCAAUGAAGAAGAAGAAAGGACGCAAGAGGAAACCAGCAGAAGAGACCUCUCCAAAGAAAGAGUUGCGUGCAGAGUGUGAGCUAGAACUGCCGGUCAUUACGGCAGAAGAGAAACCUGUUGUGUUUAGUGAGGCUUCGGAGACAUUCAACGUAGUUGAGGAAGAGCAGAUGCAUAAUGUAAAUGAGGACAUGCCCUCCUUAACCUCUGAGCUAGAACAAAUGCAGAACACUAGAGCUGACGAAUAUGACUUGCCACUGAAUUAUAUCACUAGGGUACCCCGUAAAGAAGAAACGGAGCAUAUAAUGCCCAUGAUUGGACCGGAAACUCUGGUUUGUCAUAAAGUUGACUUGAAUAAAGGUGAUGAACAGGACAAGAUAGAGGACAUGGUAACAGAGAAGGCAGACAUGGACACACAGACCAUACUUGUACCCACACUGCCUCAGAGUUACUCUGUGACUUCUCCCCUUGCACUCAGGCACGAUGAGUCUCACAGCAUAAAGAGUGAGAGUGACAUAACCAUCGAAGUGGACAGUGUGGUAGAAGAAUCACAAAAAGGCCUAAGUGAGAGUGAGUCGGCUAAUGGCUUUGAAGCCAGCACCACUUCUAGCAACGGCGGCAUAGCUGUGCAGGAAGCAGAGAUGCCUGACAAAUGCCAUAAACGGAUCAGUGAGAGCAUCCUUGAAACACUGGCAAAGAAACAGAAGCACGCACCAAAGCGAAUGAGCGCUUCAUCUAAGGGUGAAAAGAACGGAACAGGUCAAAGCUACGACAGAGAAGACCGUUCUGCUCUGGACACCUCCAGUAUAUGUGCUCCUGAUAAGCACAUACGUGUUCCUAAGCCACAAGAGAUCAUGAGAUCGCCGACCACAGUCACAUCUCCGCAUACAAAGCAAACAAAAAAAGUCAAGCAUCGAGAGAAGCACCAGCACCCUACACCUAGGGUGUACACGUGGACACUGCAGCUCAAUGAACUGGAUAAUAUGUCUGGCACAGAGAAGAUUGAGUUCCUCGAGGAUACACUGCAGGAGAUCAGAAAGCAGUACAUGUCCUUAAAGGCUGAAGUAGCUGCAAUAGACAGGAAGCGGAUAGAGUCACAAAACAAAGGCCGAAAAGUGUACAAUACCAGAGCAUCAAUGUCCUCUGCAUCUUCAUGGGCUGGAAUGGGUUCCUCAUGCUCUUCUCACAAAGCACACUGUCUGUAGAGUGCAGGAAAAACAUGCCGUCACCUACUUCCCAGCAUCCGGCUGCCAUGGACACUUACCCUCCAUCCCUUUAAUCCUACCACAUGAAGCACUUAACUAAUUUGAUAAAAGACAUUUUUUUUUUUCUUAAAUAAUAAAAUUAGGGUUAGUAGACUA